Bacidia gigantensis is the source of this 813-nucleotide messenger RNA. RefSeq lists its product as uncharacterized. The transcript is spliced from 2 exons. The record is from RefSeq and is a predicted model, not a curated record. The coding region runs from base 1 to 813 and encodes 270 amino acids. NCBI's taxonomy places the organism in Eukaryota, Fungi, Ascomycota, Lecanoromycetes, Lecanorales, Ramalinaceae.
AUGUCCGAAAGCAGCUCUACAGCCAAGCAAAAAGCCCCGAAGCACACUGCGAUCUGGAAAAAGGACCGCAGCGAGCUGAUAUUCUACCCUAAACCUGCUUACACGAAUGUGCAACUCAAGCAGAUGCUCAAGGAUCGCGGGUUGAAAACGAGUGGUAACAAGGCACUGCCGCCGGAGAUACGAAAUAUUAUCUACACCAUGGUUGCCGGGCAGAAGGGCUACACUACACAGAGCAAUAUCAAGCGCCGAUGGGUCAAAGCACAUGGCUCGACUCCUACGACCCAACAGCUUUUCAAGAUGCUCAACACUGCCAAUAUAAUGCAACCUUCCAUCUUUCGCCUCUGCACACAAACCCGCCGAGAAGGACUGCCGAUUUUUCUACGGGAUCACGAGUUCAAUAUUGCUUUACACGGCUUACACAAGACAGAAUGGCUGGGGUUUGGACCGUACCUCUCGCGCCAGCCGUUUGACGGUAGCUGGGGUGGAUAUCCUACCACCAUAUCAGCCCACUUACCUGUAGACCUUACUACUCGCCUCAUCACUCAAAUCUCAAAUUUCAUCGCCAACGUGCCGAAGGACACUCAAAUGACCUUCCAGCUCACAGGAAUACGGGCUCUUACGAAAUUGUGGGAUAAGUACCUCAAAGGCCGCUGUCAGGUGGGUGGCAGAACAAUGAAGCUUCGAAUGGUCUUCGAAGGCGACGGCGGAUUUUUCGUGGAGGACGUGACUCCCUUGCCUUCCGACGUCGAAAGUAUUGCUUUGCGCUCAGAUAUGCUAACCAAUGUGCUUAUUUUUCCGCCCAAUAUUUCAUGA